Molecule: messenger RNA, 4204 nt
Organism: Acipenser ruthenus (sterlet)
Lineage: Eukaryota; Metazoa; Chordata; Actinopteri; Acipenseriformes; Acipenseridae
Product: hexosaminidase D-like
Exons: 14
Coding region: 486-2219 (577 amino acids)
Biological process (GO): carbohydrate metabolic process
Molecular function (GO): hexosaminidase activity
Source: RefSeq, a predicted model, not a curated record
AAUAAUAAAAAAAAAUACGCUUUUUGUUUACUUUUAUGAAUUAGGUUUAAUUUAAUAGAAGUGAAACAAGACAGGUCGCGACAUGACAGAAUAUACGGUAUUUUUCGUAAACUGGACAAAGACGCUGUACUGGUAUCUUGGUGCAGUAGUUCAGUUACUACAGUGCGCCAUGCACCUGCAAAAUACAUUCUUGCAAAACAUUUUCUAUUGGCCAUGGUGUGGGUGUCUUGACACACGGUUUCCUUUUUGUAUCCCAGCUACUCACAUUUCAACUGGCCACGAAUCUUGGUUGCUGCAGAAAAGAAAACACAGACGUUAAACAGGGACGACGCCUCUAACAAUCCCGCUGUACUUGCUAUAUUUUAUUUAUUUUUUAAUAUUAUUAGUGUGUCAGAAGAAUCGAAAAUUACAACCGUCCACUUUGUAUCCGUAGCAAGCAGAAAACUGCUACAGUCUCCGGUGCUCAGGCAAGAAGCUCAGAGAUUAUGCAAGGGCCAAGAAAAGCCAUUCUGGUGCGCCUGAUUGUGUUUCUGUUGAUUGUAAUGGCAGCCAUGAAAUGGUUUUCAAACUCGAGUGUUGAGGAACAUGUUUCUGAGCCCGAUAUGUUCUGGGGGAAAAGAGAGGGGGAUGUCAUGUCACCAGAGGAAGAAAGUAAAGUUCAGGAAGAGGCUCCAAAACAUGCAGAAGGGGAACUUGAGAAGCCCCAGGAACCAUGGAAACAAGAAGAGAAACCGGACCAGCAACAACAGGACCAGGAAAAGCCAAAGCUGCAUCCGGUGAAGGAUUUUAGCUCCACUCAGAUGAGGAUCGUCCACCUUGAUCUUAAAGGGGCUGCUCCCAAAGUCUCUUAUUUAGAACAGAUAUUUCCGCUCCUGUUCAAACUGGGUGCCAAUGGGGUUUUAAUUGAGUAUGAAGACAUGUUUCCCUAUUCAGGAGACCUUGAAAUCCUCAAGUCAGAGAAUGCUUACAGUGUGGAAGACAUUGAAAAGAUCCAGCAUCUUGCAGAACUAAGUAAACUGGAAGUCAUCCCGUUGGUGCAGGUCUUUGGACAUUUGGAGUUUGUUCUGAAGCACGAGAAAUAUCACGCGCUGCGUGAGGUGACCAAGUUCCCCAACAGCCUGAACCCACAUAUGCCGGACUCCCUAUUGCUGGUAAAGGACCUCAUCUCGCAGGUGCUAGACAGACACCCCAAGGCCAGCUGGAUCCACGUUGGAGCAGACGAGGUAUAUCAUCUCGGGGAAGGAGAGGAGUCCAAAAACUGGCUGAACAGCAACAACGGGGACAAGGGAAAGAUGUUCCUUAAUCACAUGAAGAAAGUUGGGGGCUUCAUCGUGAGCAAGUACCCCGGGGUCAGCCUGCUCAUGUGGGAUGAUAUGAUGAGGCAGAUCAGCGUAGAGAUACUAGAAGAGUCUGGUAUUACCCUCUUUGCCUCCCCCAUGAUCUGGGACUAUAGCUCCCAGUUAAACAUUGAAUUGAUUGAGACGUACAUAUCUAACUACGCUAAGGCAGGGUUCAAAACGGUGUGGUUCGCCAGUUCUUUUAAAGGAGCGUCGGGCUCUGCUCAGAUCUGGACUCCGAUUAAUCAACACAUGAACAACCAAUUAUCGUGGCUGAAAGUCAUCGGUACAAUGGAGAAACACCCCUCCAUUCGCUUUCAAGGCAUUGCACUGACUGGCUGGCAGAGAUACGAUCACUUUUCAGCUUUGUGUGAACUCUUUCCUGUUGCCGUCCCUGCGAUGGCUGUCUGCUUGCAGAGUCUGGUUCAUGGUGGUUUUAAUGAUGAAGCAAGAAAGCAGACGCUGAAUAUCCUAGGCUGCAACAGUAUCAACCUUGACAAGAGCUUCUGUGAAGGAGGAGGUGCUUUUGCUGGCUAUGAAAUCUAUCAGAUGGUUCACCACAUCAAAGAAAACCUGAAGAUGGAUAUUGAUAACCUACUUCAAGAUGGGCACAUCAGAGGGACGUUUUCUCGCUACCACCGAAAGUAUAGUUUCGCGAACCCGAGAAACAUUGAGAUGUUUGGAGACCGAGUGUUCAAGCUUCAUGACAACUGGGAGAAAUUAAUCCAGGACUUGUACAUUCAUAUGGGGAACAUCUAUUUCCCAGACACGGUGGAGGAAUGGAUGGAAGAGAAUGUCUAUUUCUAUAUGGACCAGCUUAAGGAGCUGGUCAAAGAUUACAAGCAGAUCAUUCAACUGAAUGGCAGACCGAAAACUUCGUAAAGAUGGGAGGGUUAAAAAAUCGUAAUUGAGGCAGUGCUUAAAAUGGACCAGUACCACUUUUUUUUAUUCCAGACAUUUGUACAGGUUAAGAGAAAAGGUGUGCAUUUAAUGGCAUGUACAUGGUUAUGAGGUACUUCUGGUUUGUAUCCUUUUUCAAACAUUUUGGACCAUCUGAGUUGCUUUUUUCAUUCGGUAAGAAACAAGGAGGCUGUCUUUUGAUAUAAACACAUCAUACAGACCAGGAUGCAAAGGCUGUGUGGGGCGUGCUACACACCAUAAUGUUGGUCUGGGGUUCACUGAAGAAAGCUUUGCUUACAUUUCCACAGCUGUCUCAAAUAUUUAAAAAAAAAAUUAAUACACAACAUUCUCUUUCCUAUUCUCAAUCCGUGUUUUACUAUCUUCAAUUCCUAGUUAUGUUAGUCUCAUGAGACCAGUAUGUUGAGCUUAUAUUGAUCUGAAAGUUAUUGUAUCUGCAAUGAAGCCUACCUUUUAAUACUGCUACAGCAUCUGGUGCUUCCAUUUGCAAAAUAAACAGCUUCAAAAGCCAUAGCCUUACACAGAGAGGGUAAGAUUUGAUUGCAAUAUGAUAAUAAUACUGCACAGACGAAAUGCAUGUACUAAUAGAUACACACAUACUCGUUCAUAUCAUCAUUUUUUACUUUUAUGCUCUGAAUCCCUUACCCAGCAAAUUCCUCAAUUUACAUUAACAUUGUACCACUGUGUAUUGCUACAGCAUGCAGUAGUCUCAUAGCGAGUGUGCACUGCUAAUCAUAUCUUUAGCUGUCAUACUUCAUUAUUGUGCGUUUUCAUACAAGCUGUCUAUUUUACAGAGCAAGGUACUGUGACAGCCUGCAGUGGGCAAUACAGUAAUAUUGUAUUCUACAAAUCUCCUGCAAAUGUGACGCACAAUUGGUGGUGAUAAGAAUUUGCUUUUUUUUUUAAUCUCAGGGUUACUAAAAUUAACUAGUCCUCUAUAAUAUCAUUUUUAAAAUGUUUUUAUGUGUUUGUCAUAAAGGCAGUCCUCAGCAUUGCACAACAUUAAAAAACAUUGCUACAGAAGGUCCGGGAAUAUGGUUUCAAAAGCAUUUUUGAAGGUCUGAUAUUAUGGCCUUCAGUUGGGUGAAGAGGGUGCUGUUUAGAAGUUACUUAGGAAUUGAGUUAAUUUAAUAGAGUAGUUAGGAAUUUAGGGGUGGUUUCACAGACCCUGGUUAACACUGAUCAUGGGGUGCCUAAAAUAAGCUCUGUGAACUUACUAGGUUAGAGAGUUAAACCAUAUCUGGGUUUACUGUUACAUCUUACUGAGAUGUAAGUUACUGAAAUGUAGGAUUUAUGAUGCCUUCAAAUAUAUUUUUUGUUGUCGUUUAAACAAAAAAUGCAAGUUUCUAAAUCCUCAGGUUAUUGCUUCUGUAGCUUGAAAGAAAAGGUCACAGAAGGCUACUUUUAAUUUGCCAUAUAGGUCUUGAUUUUCACAAUUCAGUAAGGGGCUUAAUGCUGUGGAAUUGCCAGUUAACAAAAAUAAAAUGUAAAUGUAUUUCAAAUGUAUUUUCAAUUAAUUGGAAUUGUGGGUUGCUUUUAUUAUAUUUUACAUUAUAAUUAUAAAACACAUGCUAAAAUCUGUCAAAUUAAUACAUACAGUGCGCUAAAAAUGUACCAAUAGAUGUACCUGUGGUUUACUUGAGAUACUGAAUGAGUUACCAAGUUUUUAAAAUCUGUUCCAGCCCUUGUUUUGUUCAGUCUUCCUGUUUAUUUGCUUAAAAACUCUGCUUGCAUUCAGAUUGCAUAAGUACUUGUACGAACAGAAGUGUGUUGCUGCAUUUUCUGCAUUGGAAACCCCGUGGUUUUUAAGUUUGUUCUGUUUAUUUAUGGUGGUACUAUAUAUUAAUGCACUGAAGCACAUACUGCACAGUACACAGGAAGUGUAUGUAUUGGACAUAUUCAAGGGUCUAGAAAAAUAACUGCACUUAAAACUACUCUAUAUAUAUAUA